UAUUCCCACCUAAAAGUAUUUUCUUCUUAUACCAACCCCCAAAUCCCAAUCAAGUUGGGAAACGAAAAAUGAAAAAAAAAAAAAAAAAACGAACAAGUUUUCUUGAGAGCAAAUAUAAAUCCAAAUUUCCAAUAAGCGAAGUAUAGCUAAUACCCCUCCGCAAAUUUUCAUACCAGCGGAGAUCCUGCAACAACCGAAAAAAAAUGGUGGCACAUUUUGAAGGAUGGUGUCAUUUUGUCAACCAAUCAGUAGAAAAUUUUGAGAAACAUCUUUCAUGUAGGGAUCCCGUAGCCGCUACCCUUUGGGUGCGCACAUGGUAAACUCUGCUCCUGUGCAAUAGCCUGCAAACCACACAGGGGAGGUAACCCGCACUAGGCAAGCCUCGUGCGACGAGCUCGACCCAGAAAGCAAGUCCCCUAAUAUCGUAGGCAGGGGGUUUCGAACCUAAGACCUCCAUUGUGGAAGUCUCAUGUUCAACCAACUGAGCCACCCUUGCGGGUACAUGGGAAUGGAAAAGCUGUCAUUUGGAGAAUCUAAAUUUUGUUGGAACUGCUGGUGCUGCUUUUUGGUUGCGCAAACAGGCUGGUAAGGAGAUUGUCAAUAUCUUGUCAGGAUCAAUAGUGCCAUGUCAGUGCUGAGGUCAAUACUGCCAUGUCACAGAGGUAGAUUAUUAUUGGCCUUCAAAUGUUGGCGUUCCACAAAAUCUCUGCCAGUCUCCUCUUUCUGUUGCAAGUUAUACUCAAGUGGAAGUUGCAAUGAGGUAUUAUCAAAUGGUAUUGCAAGCAAGGAAAAAGAGUUUGAUUUUGAGCGUUUAUUCCACUCUUGUACCGAAAUCUACAUUCUGAAGUGCCUUCAUGCCCUUCUCGUUGUGUCAGGGAAGGCUCAGAGUAUCUUUAUUGGCACCAGACUUGUGAAUCUUUAUGCUCACUUGGGUGACGUUUCUUUGUCACGGAAGACUUUCUGCAUGAUAGAGAAUAAAGAUGCUUAUACCUGGAAUUCGAUGAUAUCAGCUUAUGUUCGUAAUGGUCAUUUCCGUGAAUCUCUGAAUUGUUUGAAUGAAAUGUUGUCCACAGGUGAUGUUAAGCCUGACUUCUACACUUUUCCUCCAGUGUUGAAAGCUUGUGAUAAUAUAAUCGAUGGUAUAAGGAUACACUGCUGGGCUUCAAAACUUGGGUUAGAGUGGGAUGUGUUUGUAGCUGCCUCCUUGGUGCAUAUGUAUUGCCGUUUCCAAUCUUCUACCGUUGCCUUUAGCAUUUUUAAGAACAUGCCUUAUCGGGAUAUGGGUUGUUGGAAUGCUAUGAUAUCUGGGUUUUGUCAGAAUGGAAAUGCUAUGGACGCAUUGAGCCUGUUGGAUGAGAUGAGAUUAGAGGGUAUAAAAAUGGAUUCAGUGACCAUUGCAACAGUACUUCCUAUAUGUGCAGAGCUUGGUGAUAUUGUGCAUGGGAUGUUAAUUCACUUGUAUGUUAUAAAGCAUGGACUAGAAUUAGAUGUCUUUGUAUCGAAUGCCUUAAUAAACAUGUAUGCCAGAUUUGGUGAGUUAAGACAUGCACAAAAAGUAUUUGAUGAUAUGAUGGUAUUAAGAGAUUUAGUAUCAUGGAACUCUUUAAUUGCUGCAUAUGAGCAAAAUAAUGUUCCCGAAAAAGCAUUGAAGUACUUUCAAGCGAUGAUGAUAACUGGGAUUCGCCCUGACUUGUUGACGUUGGUGAGCUUAGCUUCUAGUAUAGCUCAGACCAAAAGUUUUCGUUGUUGCGGAUCAGUUCAUGGAUUUAUAUUGAGGAGAUCUUGGAUUCAGAAAGAUGUUAUUAUGGGUAAUACUGUUGUGGAUAUGUAUGCAAAGUUGGGUCUUAUUCAUUGUAGUCGUAAGGUUUUUGACGAGAUCCCUAUUAAGGAUGUAGUGUCAUGGAACUCAAUGAUCACAGGUUAUGCUCAAAAUGGACUUGCAAGUGAGGCUAUCAAAAUUUACAACAUGAUGAAAGAGUGUGAUAACAUAGCACCAAACCAAGGAACUUGGGUGAGCAUUUUGCCAGCUUAUGCUCAUCUAGGAGCAUUGCAAGAAGGAACAAGGACUCAUGGGUAUGUUUUCAAAGUAGCUCUUAAUUUGGACGUCUUUGUUGGUACCUCCCUCAUUGACCUUUAUGGAAAAUGUGGAAGACUGGAUGAUGCCAUGUCUUUGUUUCAUGAGGUGCCUAGGAUGAGUUCAGUCCCUUGGAAUGCCAUAAUAUCAUGUCAUGGUAUUCAUGGACAUGGUAGGGUUUCUCUGAAGCUAUUCAAUGAUAUGCUGGAUGAAGGUGUUAAACCAGAUCAUGUAACAUUUUUAUCUCUAUUGGCAGCUUGUAGCCAUUCAGGGUUAGUUGAUGAAGGUAAAAGAUACUUUCAAAUGAUGGAGCAAGAGUUUGGCAUCAAACCUGUUCUAAAGCACUAUAGCUGCAUGGUUGAUCUGUUUGCUAGGGCUGGGCGCCUAGAAACGGCAUACCAUUUUAUAAAAAGCAUGCCUUUGCAGCCUGAUGCUUCAGUUUGGGGUGCUCUUCUUGGUGCAUGUAGAGUACAUGGAAAUGCUGAGCUGGGUAAAUUGGCUUCAGAUCAUUUGUUUGAAGUCGAUCCAGAGAAUGUUGGGUAUUAUGUUGUGCUGUCUAACAUGUAUGCUAAUUAUGGGAAAUGGGAGGGGGUGAAUGAAGUGAGAUCAUUGGUUAGAGACAGGGGGUUGAAGAAGACUCCUGGAUGGAGCUCAAUUGAACUAAACAAUAAGAUUGAAGUCUUUUAUACGGGAAAUCAGUCUCAUCCACAAUGCGAUGAGAUAUAUGAGGAAUUAGGUAUUUUAACUGCUAAGAUGAAGACCUUAGGUUAUACUCCAGACUAUACCUUUGUAUUGCAAGAUGUUGAGGAUGAUGAAAAGGAACAAAUUCUUACCAGUCAUAGUGAGAGAUUGGCUAUUGCUUAUGGAAUUCUAAACACUCCUCCUAAAAGUCUGUUACGGAUCUAUAAGAACUUGCGGGUUUGUGGGGACUGUCACAAUGUGACUAAACUAAUUUCUAAGAUAACAGAGAGAGAGAUUAUUGUAAGGGACUCCAAUCGCUUUCAUCACUUCAAGAAUGGUAUUUGUUCGUGUGGGGAUUACUGGUAACAUGCGCUCCAUAGUUUUGCAGAGAAAUUUUAACCUAGAGGUUGAUAUCAUCAUAGUGUAGCUGCUGCAAGAAAUGUAAUUUGUUCUUCUCAAGCUGCGGUACUAUCCUGUGAAUGAUGAAUUCUCGCACUCUGGAAUGGAAUAGAGAUUUUUAUGAAGUAUGUCAGUUUGACUAGGCUGGUUUUUGCCACAUGGAGGAACAUAUGCAGUUGUGGAUUUAUACUUUACUAGAUCAUGGGAAUGCACUAACUUAUCUUAUGAUUUUACCUUCGUGUUGUGUAAGUUGCUGAUCUCUAGGAUUUGUAUUCUGAAGUCUCAAACCUGUAUCCUCAAACGCUUCAUUGGCCUCCUUUCUAUAUUCUUAAAUGAUUGCACACCUGAAGAGCUCCAGGAAUUUCCCUCUUUUAUUCCCCCACUCGCCAACACAAUAAAAAAACCAAAUGAUUAAGAAAAGAACUAAAAUAUUUAAACCUAUUACAUUUGUCACCUGUUGAGUCCAUUUAGCUAACUCUUGGACUUUGAUGUCUACUUUUGGACGGAACCAAAUAUUUCUUUAAGGCAUUAUUUGUGCUCUUUCUUCCAUUAUAGUCGAGGCUUCAUGUUGUACAAGUGUAUUUGUGCUAUUUAUUCCUUUAUUGUUAAGGUCUUCUCAUGUACAAGUGUUAUCUGUUCAUACACAUCUGUAUCUAGAUUGGUAUGCCUUUAAUGUACGUGGAAAUUCAGCUUUGUUAACUUCUUGGUUAGUGUUUGCUUUGAGUUAAUAAUUUAAGAAAGUAUUUUGGGUGUCGGAUUAAUUCAUGUCUCGAAGCAAGGUUUUCAACUCCAAUUACUGUUGCAACAGGACAGCAGAAAAUAUUAACAGGAAUGCCAUCAAGUCAUGUUUGUCAUUUCAUCUUGGCAGGUUCCAUGUUUCACUCUCUAUCACAGUGCACAGCUCUCUACAAACAACCGAUCGAGCACGAGAUUGGCAGGCGCCAAACCAAAAUCAAAGGUUGUUGCUACUUGCUACCCCAGAUAUUUCGCCGAAGGGAAGAAGCGAACCUCUGAAAGUGGAGAAGUGUUCUGCUCUCCAACUGUGCAAACUAUUAUGAUAAGCUUCCUGUAUGCAAUUCAGCCCUACUUGCUUCCGAUUUUUCACAGUACAAUGUUACAAUACUUUCGUGUUGGGUUGGCUUCUUAAGAAAGUUUCUGUCCAUGGGGACCUUUUAUGUCCAUUAAGUACUUCAAUUCAUGGAAAUGAGUUAUUUAUUGAAACCAUUGUAUUCUUUGUUUGAUUGUUCUACAUUGGGAUGAGAAGAGAAGAUUCCCUUUGCAGGCACUUUUAUGUAGUUAAGCUUCCUCUGGUAUUCAAUGCUCUUUGUGUUGUAUGAAGUUAUGAACAUGAGAAUGCUUGGUUGACGGUAAAGGCAGUCAAGAGUCCAAUACAUGAAUAUUGUAUUGGAAAUAUCCAACUGAGUGAUUUGAGUGUUCAGUUAACACAUUCAAGAGUGCACAUCAAUGUGGAGGAAGGGGUAUUAAUACUGUAUUAAUGAUUAAAAAGUUAAUGAUUCUUAUGAAGAUGGUCAGUCUGGGAAGACAAUUUUAUGAUCUAUCAAGUGACCUUGAAGUUAUCUUUGAUCCUAUACUACUGAAACAAAUGCUCUGUAACGAUGGUCCUUUUCAAAUGGAUGGGUGGUUGAAGUGGGCUUUAAGAAUUAUGAUUCAACAUAUUGGUAUUAAGAAUUUUACUGCUGCAAUUCAACGGUUUGAAAAUGUGGACUCAUUGUCAAGAAAACAUACUUGUGUUAUGGUACUAGUUUACUAUGUGAUGGGGAGUUCUGAAACAUACCAGUUAUUCCUGGAAAAGUUUUAUGAGAACUUUCAGAAUUCCACCCAUGUUUGAGUUACAUUCUGGAGCUUAUACAACUAUUUGAAGCUACUGAUACAAGCGAUAAGGGAUAUUCUUCUGAGCUACAUGUGGAAGUUUCAUUCUUGGGAAGGUUGGGAGAAUUUAGGUGAACUGCAAAGUGACAGGAAACUGCUGAUGACAUUUCAAAUAAAAUAGAUGCAACUAAUAAGUUCACAAGUACUUUGAUAUUUUGAUUGCUCUAAUAUCUACACAGUUGGUCUCUACUGUAUAUCUUGACCAGCAUAGAGACUACACCAGAAGAUCUUUUGGCUGAGAAGUCUACUGUCUCUUGCUUCUUUGAAGUAUCCAGAAUUUGCUGAAUCUGAAUUCAAUGUCGAAACAUUGUUAGCCAUGUUAAGAGAAUGGGCGAGGCACUUCACCAAGGGAGAAACUGAAAAGGAUUGUGGUAAGGUAUAUGAUGGUGAAUACACUUGGAGAAUGGUACUUAUACGUUGAUUAUAAGGGGGUUGCUAAGUUUUGGCAAACUUAGGGAAUUGACAGAUAGACCGCUGAGUGUUUUUUAAUAAGAGUUUAGUUAAUUACAUAUUUUAGUAUGAAGAUGUUUAUAUUUUCAUUUUUGGUCCUCCUCAUUCACGUGUUCUGAAGAGAGGGUUUGUGCAUUGAACUAGCUGCUGUUUUGAGCUUAUGCAUGAGAAUUCCUAGUUA
This is a messenger RNA of Lycium ferocissimum, 5675 nucleotides long. Its product is annotated as pentatricopeptide repeat-containing protein At4g33990. The coding region runs from base 626 to 3121 and encodes 831 amino acids. The record is from RefSeq and is a predicted model, not a curated record. Gene Ontology annotation, biological process: RNA modification. NCBI's taxonomy places the organism in Eukaryota, Viridiplantae, Streptophyta, Magnoliopsida, Solanales, Solanaceae. Gene Ontology annotation, molecular function: zinc ion binding; RNA binding; protein binding. The transcript has 6 exons.